Messenger RNA from Epinephelus lanceolatus (giant grouper), 1739 nucleotides. Its product is annotated as NADH dehydrogenase [ubiquinone] flavoprotein 1, mitochondrial-like. NCBI's taxonomy places the organism in Eukaryota, Metazoa, Chordata, Actinopteri, Perciformes, Serranidae. Gene Ontology annotation, biological process: mitochondrial electron transport, NADH to ubiquinone. The record is from RefSeq and is a predicted model, not a curated record. Gene Ontology annotation, molecular function: 4 iron, 4 sulfur cluster binding; NAD binding; NADH dehydrogenase (ubiquinone) activity. Gene Ontology annotation, cellular component: respiratory chain complex I.
GCAGGCCCCGCAGUGCAGCUCCUGUAACAGCGGAGGUUUCUCGGAUCGAUCUGAUCGUAUGAGGAGUCAAACAGAGACUCCGAGAGGAAAAGGUUUGGACCAUAAAACUAUCUGAGGAGAGCUGGAGCCAGUGUGUGUCUCCUGCAGGAUGCUGCCUCGGCGGAUGCUGUGGGGCGCUGUGACGCGUCAGGUGACACCGCGGCUGACCUACAGCACUGCUGCACAGCCGCAGGUGAAGCCAAAAAAGACCAAGUUUGGCCCUCUGAGUGACGAAGACCGGAUAUUCACCAACUUAUAUGGCCGGCAUGACUGGAGACUCAAGGGCUCCCUCAAACGAGGAGACUGGUACAAGACUAAAGAGAUCAUCCUGAAGGGACCCGACUGGAUCCUGAACGAGGUGAAAAUCUCCGGGCUUCGAGGCAGAGGAGGAGCAGGCUUCCCCACUGGCAUGAAGUGGAGCUUCAUGAACAAACCCAGUGGUGGCAGGCCAAAGUACCUGGUGGUGAACGCUGAUGAGGGGGAGCCAGGGACAUGUAAAGACCGUGAGAUAAUGCGUCACGACCCUCAUAAACUAAUAGAAGGCUGUCUGAUCGCUGGGAGAGCCAUGGGUGCUCGUGCUGCGUACAUCUACAUCAGAGGAGAGUUUUACAACGAGUCAUCAAAUCUUCAGGUGGCUAUCAAUGAGGCGUACAAAGCAAAGCUGAUAGGGAAGAAUGCCUGCGGAUCUGGGUAUGACUUUGAUGUGUUUGUGAUGCGGGGAGCCGGAGCCUACAUCUGCGGGGAGGAGACAGCCCUCAUCGAGUCUCUUGAAGGCAAACAAGGGAAGCCCAGGCUCAAACCGCCAUUCCCUGCAGACAUAGGGGUGUUUGGAUGCCCGACGACAGUUUCCAACGUGGAGACGGUUGCUGUGGCACCUGCGAUCUGUCGUCGUGGCGGAGCUUGGUUCGCCAGCUUUGGGAGAGAGAGGAACUCUGGGACGAAGCUGUUCAACAUCUCCGGUCACGUGAACACACCAUGCACCGUGGAGGAGGAGAUGUCUAUUCCUCUGAGGGAGCUAAUAGAGAGACACGCAGGAGGAGUGAGGGGCGGCUGGGACAAUCUAUUAGGAGUGAUCCCAGGGGGGUCCUCCACUCCCAUCAUCCCUCGGCACGUGUGUGAUGAUGUUUUGAUGGAUUUUGAUGACCUGGUCCGUGCAGAGACGGCACUGGGAACUGCUGCUGUCAUAGUUAUGGAUAAAUCGACUGAUGUGAUCCGAGCCAUCGCACGCCUGGUUGAGUUCUACAAACAUGAGAGCUGUGGCCAGUGCACCCCCUGCAGGGAAGGAGUCGACUGGAUGGACAAAAUGAUGUGGAGGUUUGUUCGAGGAGAAGCAGCAGCUUCAGAGAUCGACAUGAUCUGGGAGCUGAGCAAACAGAUAGAGGGACACACCAUCUGUGCCCUGGGAGACGGAGCUGCCUGGCCUGUGCAGGGACUGAUCCGCCACUUCAGGCCCGUCAUGGAGAGCCGCAUCGCUCAGUAUAACAAGAAAAACCCUCCGAGAGAGCCGGUGAUUGAGAUGAUCUGAAACUGUGCAGGGGUCCAUUUCAACAGCAACACUAGCUCAUUGUACUGUACGGCAUUGUGUAUACUAUUUUUUAAUAUAGUUUUUAGAUAUCAAAGUAAUUCUGUACUAUUUAAGAAUUCACACUGCAAGUUCUUCUGCUUAAAAUUAAAAUUUCUCCCAACUUUAAAAACUAUGA